Molecule: messenger RNA, 648 nt
Organism: Cyclopterus lumpus (lumpfish)
Lineage: Eukaryota; Metazoa; Chordata; Actinopteri; Perciformes; Cyclopteridae
Gene: pianp
Product: PILR alpha associated neural protein
Exons: 4
Coding region: 1-648 (215 amino acids)
Biological process (GO): regulation of immune response
Cellular component (GO): membrane
Source: RefSeq, a predicted model, not a curated record
AUGGAGAGAUGCUCCAUCUCUCCUGUCGCACGACUGACUGCCCUCCGCUUCCUCGUCUCCAUCCUCUUGGUUGCUCUGGUGACACAGCCCUCCACCUGUAACCGUGACAAUAGUGAGGACGAGGAGCAGGCAGACGCCCUGUCGGUCCAGCUGUCCGUCACAGCCCAGGUCACACCCACGCCUCUGUGGGCAGUGGUCUGGGGUCCCACGCAGCCUCUAGAGGAUGAGACCUAUCACUUCCUUUCCAGCCAGGAAACUGACCCCCUGCACCAGCAUGGGAAUCAGCAGGAGGCCAGCACCACCAAGUCAAACUGGCCAGCGAGCAUGCAGCCCCGAGAGGAGGCACCGCUGGAGUCUAAGGACCUGGAGGGAGUGGAGGACGGAGGGAUGAAGGCGGAGGAGACGGAGCCUGAGGAAGUGGACCCUCAGUUCUACGUCACCUUGACCAUCUCCUCGCUGCUCUUCCUGACUGCAGUCGUCAUUACAGCCAAACUCUGUUACGAUCACAGCUGUUCCCAGCAUCCACCCCCUCUUUCUCGUGGAUUGGCACCCCCCCACUCCCUCGCGCUCCCUCGUUCCCUCGCUUCGGAGGACAGCCGGCAGACGUUGCACAGCACCUCCUCCUCCUUCACCGACAGAGAGAGGUAA